Empidonax traillii (willow flycatcher) is the source of this 5861-nucleotide messenger RNA. It is a transcript of the gene CFAP74, whose product is annotated as cilia and flagella associated protein 74. The record is from RefSeq and is a predicted model, not a curated record. Lineage: Eukaryota; Metazoa; Chordata; Aves; Passeriformes; Tyrannidae.
ACGUUUUCAGCUGCAUAAAUUGGAAUAACUUAAUUGAUUUAGACAAGGGCUUUGAAGAUUUAUAACAAAUGUUGACAGAGGUUCUUUGCUUCUUUAUUGGGUCUCAUCAACUAUAUCAACACUUCUUUCUAUCAGACUGCUUUUCUCUGUGUGCUGGUCUUUCAGUCAUCCAACUUCACAGCCAUAGGUAUGGAAUGGUGUUCCUGAGCAGUGACACAUCUGAGCUCCCUCCCUGGAUGGUGCUUUGCAACUCCUGCUGCUAAAACUGCCGCCACUCCCGGGAAGUGUUUUGCAAACAGAGCUGGAGUCAGAAGGAGGGAAACGAAGAGGUUUUUAGUGGAAUUUUACCUGGUGACACACAGAACAGAAUCGUGUUGCCUCUCUGCAUAACAGAACACAUGUAUAAACUUUUGGGAUCCUUUCAGGCACCAGCUUUUAUGGAAAUACCCUUCCCGUGAUCUGACCUUGAAUGUUGGGCUCAGGCUGGCAAAAGCUGAUGUUCUGCACCCACAUCCGGACAACUUUACAGCCUGGUUGUUUGGAACCUGUCAGCAUGGAAGAUCAUGGGAUCACUCACAGUGAGGGAGAGCAGCACACAUCUCCUCCACCAUUUCUGGGAGAGGAAGAAGAAGAAGGUGCAGCUGCUCAGUUCUGUGAUGUGGAAGGACCCUGGGAAGAAUACGAGCUGGAAGAAAAGUUGGUUGGUGGUGGCAAGAUGGGAACCAAGGACACCUCUGGAGAUGAUGGAGACCAGUCUGAUUCCAGCACGGGAAGCUUGGAGCAGCGUUUGGGGGACCUUAACAAUGCUCAGGCUCUGCAGUCUGAGAAGAGAGUUCACAUAGCAGCCAUCCAGAGGAACAUAAAACUGCUUGAUGACAUGGCCAAUGAAAAGGAACUGGUGGUCCAGAAAACCAGACAAAAGCUGGAUGCCUAUCGACUGCUGAUCAAGAUGCUGGCAAAGCAGCUGGAUCGGGUAGACAUGGAAAUAGAGAGAGAGGAGGAGGCUGGCAAUGUCGCAGCCCUGUCCCGCCUGCGGGCCAUGAGGGCCCGCCUGUGCUCUCAGCUGCAGAGGGAGAAGGAGCUGGAGCUGAUCACUGAUCUGAAACUAAACCAAAGCACAAAAGAGGAGAAAGCCCAGAAAGAACAUGAAGAAAGAAGGAAAAGAAUACUUGAGGAUGCCAAAAGGAACCAUGAGAAAGCAGCCUGCUUCCUGAAGCAAAGCACAGCAAGAAUUCAUGACAAAAUUGCAAAGGAAGAAGAGAAAACUCAGGAGCAUAUGGAGAGAAGGAUACAAGCUGUGCUUUCCCUGAAAACCAGCAUCACUUCCAACAGGGAAAAGCUCCAAACUCUCCAGGUUCUGAACAAAGCAAAGGCCUUGGAGGCAAAGAAGGAGGAGAUGAAAAUGAGGGAAGCCAUCCUAGCAGAAGGAGGCAAUGUUGUCAAGGAAAUGUUCCUCCAUAAACGACAGCUAAAGCUCGACAAAGAGGAACAAGCUUUCAGAGAACUGCAGAAAUCAAGAAAAAUUGAGAUUGUGUCUCGAAUUCUGAAAGAAAAGGCUGCUGAUGACAAGCAGAGGGAAGGUCAGUCCCGCGUUAGGGUGAGGAAGGCUCGGGGUGAAGCUGAGGAGCCUUCAGUGCCCAGAAAGGAAGCCUGGCCAGGCAGUGAGGACACCUGCACACGUGCAGAUGGAGCCACAGCACAGAAGUCCUGGCUCUCUCCAGCACCUCCUUCCUUGGCUGCUGAGGGAGCUGCUCCUGGGGCAGGGAGUCCUGAGGACACACCCCAGGAUGUGCUCUGGGAGAGUGGGGAUGAUGAGGAAGAGAAGGAAAAGACCCUCUUAGAACCAGAGUUCCCAGGACUUUGGGGCAAGGAAUACGACUUGCACAAGACACCCAAAGAAGAGGUGGAUCCAACACAGCUGGCUAUCAGGGCACUGAAAAAAGAGAUGGCUGAGAAAAAAAUGGAGGAAUUCCAACCGGGGAGUUUCACCAAGCAAAUAGUGCCUGGUGGUGAACACAAGGGCUGUGCUUUCCACAGCAAGCCCAGCUGCAUUCAUUUCAAGGAUUUUGAUGUUGGUCAAACCUACAAAAAGAAGGUAAUCUUGACCAAUGCCUCCUACAGUGUUAAUUACUGCAGGCUGGUGGGGAUCAGUGAAUGCCUCAAGGACUUCAUCAGUGUUCAUUUUGACCCACCUGGCAAAAUGUCUUCUGGAAUGUCCUGUGAAUUCAUGGUAACCUUUAAGCCAAUGAUAAAUGAAAGCCUGGAAGGAGAGGUCCAGUUUGUGGCACAGACAGGUUCUUUUUCUGUCCCACUGAAAUGCACCGUCAAGAACUGUGUUCUGGCUCUGGAUAAAGAGCUCAUUGACUUCGGCAGCCACGUGGUGGGAGAGACAAUUUCACGGACCAUCAGCCUGACAAACAGCGGAGCUCUGGGAACCAGAUUCAGAGUUCAGACGUCAGCAGGUGACAGGAGCACACCCAGAGCAGCAGUGAAACCUGCCCCUGGGAGGAUGGUGCCUGGCCGUGGCAGUGACCCCGAGGAGCACGGGAGCAGCAGUGCAGAGCACAGGGAGGAGGUGACCCCCAGUGCAGCCCAGGAGCCACAGGGACCCCGCAGCAGCAGUGCCACCACAGAACAACUUGAUCAAGAAGUGUUGAGUAUCAGAUCAGAUCUGGGCCCAGGCAACGCACAUGAUUCAGUGGAACUUUCUCCUGAGGAAACACCAGCUGAAAUUAUGCUUGGAAAGGUCACGGAGGGGGAGAUUGGACCCUUCAGCUCGGUGAAAGUCCCGCUGCUGUUUGUCCCAGCUGUCCCUGGGGACGUGAGGGCAGACUUUGUGAUCGUGUUUGACAACCCAGACUGCAAACCACUGUGCUUCAGCGCCGUGGGGGUGUCUGUGGACGUGCCCAUCUGGGUGCCCACCCCCAGCGUGGAUCUGAGGAUCUGCCUGUACGAGCGGCUGUACCAGGACUGCGUGACCCUGCGGAGCAGAGCGACCACCACGCUGCGGUUCAAGUUCGAGGUGUGCAAAGAGGUGAGCAAGCACCUGGAGCUGCUGCCCAAGACAGGCUACAUCCAGCCCCAGUCAGCCUUCAGUGCUCAGCUCAAGUUCCUGCCCAGGCAGUCUCUUCCUGAAGAUGCAGGGAAAUACUUCAAUGCAGAGACAAGAAUCCUGGAGGUGCCAGUGACAGUGGUGAUCGUGGACAAGGCUAGAACAGCCAGUUUCACUGUCCAUGCCAUCGUCUCUACAUCUGAUCUGGAACUCAGUCCCGCAGCAAUCGACUUCGGGCACUGCACCAUCUACGAAGCCGUGCGGGCAAGCGUCACGCUCACCAACAAAUGCCUCCUGCCCCAGGAGUUUGGAUUUGUGGGGCUGCCAGAGUUUGUUGAAGUUCAACCCAACGAUGGAUUUGGAAUUAUUCUUCCCCUGGAAAGCCUGACAUUGGACGUAAUCUUUAAAGCUGCCAAGGCCAAAGAGUACAGCUUUGAGCUCACCUGCACCACAGAGAUUAACAGACAAUUCAAGCUGUCAUGCAAAGCAGUUGGAGUCCACCCACCUCUUGAAUUGUCUCAUUCCUUGGUUCAGUUUGCUGCAACAGCUCUGAACUCUGUGUCUGAAGCCACUCUGGACGUGCUCAACCCCCACGUGAGUGGGAACAGCCUCAUCCACGCUGUCCCUCGCAUCGGCUCCGGGGAACCUGCCCCAGUGGGACCCACUUCCUUUGAAUUCCACGUGCCAGAGGAUUGUCCCGUGACAAUUACACCUUCUGUGGGAACUGUGCUGCCUGGGCAGAGAAGCUCCAUCCGCGUGUCCUUCCACCCCGCGCUGCCGGCUCGGCUCGUCAGGGAGGAGGCAGCUCGAGCAGCUGUGCCAGAGGCAGGAAUUCAAAUUCCCAGUGGUGACCCUGAGUGUCUGAUGGACAAAGGGAAGAAAAAUGACAAGAGAGAGGGAAAGAAACUGAGCAUUUCCAUUCCCAAAGAGCCUGAGAAGGAUGGAAGCAGGGAAAACCUGACUGCUGCAAGGAGCUCUGGAGAGCCAAAACCUGAAGAGUUAAAGCCUGAUUCUGAUGCUUACAGGGCAGCCCAGGCCUCCCUGAUGAGGAGUUUCCCUGGGAGUUUUAAGAAAUACAUCAUUCCCUGCUUUGUUGCAAGUGGGCAGGCUGCUGGAGAGGAGGGCUCUGGACACCUGAGCUGCAGCCCUUACAACACGCUGUACCUGGAGCUGCACUGCCCAGCUGUGGCCCCUCCUGUCGUGGUCACUGGUGACAGCGGGGACAACGUCGUGGCCUUUGGUGACGUGGCCGUAGGCCACAGGACGAUGAAGCGAAUUCCCCUGCAGAACAUCUCCCCAGGGAAGGUGGGGCUGGGAUUCUCAACUCUGAACCCCAAUGGCCCCUUCCUGUUGGUGAGGGCAGUUGGGAUGCUUGAGCCAGGUGAAAGUAAAGCCCUGGUCAUCUCUUUUUGUCCAGAUGAGGAUAAAUGGUUCUUUGAGACCCUGGACAUCAGGAUGGCCAGUUCCACCCUCAGCCUGCACCUGUCUGGGCACGGGGUGGUGCCAGGCACUGUGUGCUCCGUGGCAGGAGUGCUGGACAUGGGGUAUGUCAUGGCCAGGGAGCAGGUGACCUCCACAGUCCAGGUACAGAACACUUCCAGCCUGACCCUGCCCUUCUCCACACAACUGGAGUCGCUGUCACCCACCCGGGACAGAGACCGGCAGAGCAUCCCAGCCUUUCUCAGCCCCUCUGUGCAGAGAGCAGAGCUUGUUGGAACACAGAACUACAGUGGUUUAAGUGUGUUCAGCGUCUCUCCAACAGAGGGGGAGAUUGAGGCCGGGAAGAGCCAGGAGUUCAUCAUCACCUUCAGCCCUGACCACGAGAGUCUGUACUACUCUGACUGCCUCAGGGUCCUGCUCUUCGGCAAGCAAACAGCCCACGAGAUCCCCCUGAGGGGAGCGGCGCGGGAACACCCCAUGUUUGUGGAGGGGGGAGUUCCCCUGGAUGUGCCCGUGGAGUCCUUGGCUGUAACACCCUCUGUGGCAUCCCAGGAGGCACUGAGAGCAGAGCCAGAGGAGCCGGUGAGGUCCCUGCUGCUGCUGCUGGAAUACGUGGAUGGAGGGGGCCCUGCAGAGCCAGCCCGGGCAGAGCUGAGGGUGGGGGCCAUGGACACCCCCCUGCUGCCAGCCAAGAAGGCCGUGGAGUUCAGCCUGGAGUCGCUGGCGGAGCUGGAGCGGGCGGGGAUCGCUGUGGAGGAGCCGCGGGGAGCGCUGGACCGCGGGCAGGAGCGGAGCGUCCGCGUGUCGUGGGCGCCACCUGCAGACCUGCAGGUCAGUGACCCUCCCCUGGUGACAGCCCUGCUGACCCUAAAGGGUGACAUCACGGAGUGUUACCGAGUCCUGCUGAUGGCACGAGUCGUGUCUGCCUCUGCUCCCGCCCCGUGAGGGCUCCCAGCCAGCAGAGAGGAGGAUGGAGCUGAUACUGCUGGGAAUUCACUGAUCUCUGGGAGACAUGGGGACAUUUGGGGAUUGCUGGAAUACACGAGGGGAGCAGGGAGGAAGGGACAUGUCAUAUUUCUGCUCUGUUUCCCCAGAAGUUCUCUGUAAACUCUGGUGCCACCGUUGUCAUUUCCCAGCUGACUCUGGGACAAUAACCCUGUGGUAGAAGAAGGAAUUAAUGAGGGGCCCAAGAAGCUACACCUGCUGUUAAUCCCAGUGUCUCCACAGGUGGGCAUUCCACCAGCAGUGUUUGCUUUACAUCCACAUGGGCGAGUUUAAACAAGGUCUCUUUUUUCCAAUUGCAGAUGCUUUUUAUAGGAUUUGGAAAAUCCUUGACUUUUUUAAGAGCAGAGUAAAAGUUCAUAUCCAA